AGAUGUGGUCUGCUCUUGCAAUCCCCACUUUUUUGUUCCUGAGUCUUUUUUCAGUAGGAUUAGCCUCAAAUCCAGAGUCAGUCAGAGCUAUAAAUAAAAACUAUCCUCCUUUUUGGGAUCAAGUUAGUGGAGAUAUAACAGUAUUUCCAGUGAAGGAUAACAAAAUCAUCAUUAAUAUCUGGAAUUAUGUGGAUCGACUACAGAUGUAUAAGAUUCUCAUAACACAAACAAACAAAUAUUUCGUGCAUAUUGGAGCAAAUGAUACAGGCAACGUACUGUGGGCUCUCGCUUUAACUUAUGGAAAGCUAUAUAAAACAGGUAGAUUUUCAGACCCUUCCAAUAGCUCAGCGUAUGUUUAUGAUGCUGGAUCUCCUAGCUAUAUAUCAGUCAAUAGUGGCUGGGGAGGUCUUAACUUCUUUGAGAUUGUUAUGAAUUUCCUUGCUGCAGUAGAAUCAAAGUUUUUGAAUGUACCAUAUGAGAUAGUGCUAGUAUCUCGAGGGGAGAACAAGUCUGACUUCUGUUAUUCUGUAAAGGAAUGCAGGGCAUCAUACCCAGAAGCUAUGGAUGCAGCCGUAGAGUUUUAUCAGUAUUUGCAGUCCACGAGGCCAGCUCUUGGCAAUGUUUCUGUUUAUAACGCAAGUGAAGAGAGAGCAACCCUUCUAAUGUGGAAGGCCCAUCGGGCAGCUAUCAAUAUUGGAUUAUCAAAAUUCACCAACAUGUCAUGGUACUCUUCAGUGUCUGAAAGAAACUUCACCGUGGACUUUCUAAACUUCAUGGAGUUUUGUGAGAGCACAGUAUACCACUCAGAUUUUAAUUCUUCAAAAUCCUUUCUUUUGGGUUUCCCAUCUAAGCCACUUGAAGAUGGAGAAAACAUAGCUUCAAACACGAACUUCAAAACACGGGAAAAAGCAUUUCUUACUUUAGUAAAAUUUAUGGCUAAUCUAAAUAAAGUCACAGAUGGCUGUUUUUUUAUGGUUUGGAAGUCGACUGUGGAAUCUACACAACUACGUCAUUCUUUGGGACGUUUCCUUAUUGAAACUCUUUUGCUAAUGCCCCUUAAAGCAUAGCCUAAAACUAUUUUAUUACAUGUUGAACAUUUUAAUUCCAUAUUAAAAAGCAAUUAAAUAUUAUAGUCAGUAUUUUAUAAUUUUUCUGUUUCUUUCUAUCCAACUUGUGCCUUCUUAUUUUGAUUUAUUAGCCAGUAAUGAUUUUAGCUGAAUAAUUAUAUGGCUAACAAAAGUCUAAUUAAUUUUAUUGAAUGCUUGAGUUACAAGUAAACAUAUCUUAUGUUAUUUAUUUGUCUUCAUUUUCCUAAUUUCUUUUGCCCAAAUGUUGUCCAUUUUACUAUUUCAAAUUUAGAUAUUCUGUUGGCCAGAUUUAUUUGAACUUGACACAAACUAUAGUCAUCUGAGAGGAGAGAACCUCAAUGAAGAAAAUGUUUCCAUAAGAUUAGAGCUGUAGGCAAGUCUGUAGGUCAUUUUCUUAAUUCAUGAUUGAUGGGUAGGACCCAGCCCAUCAUGGGUGGUGCCAUCUCUGGUCGGGUGGUACUAGUUUCAAUAAGAAAGCAGACUGAGCAAGCCAUGGGGAGCAAACCAGUGAGCAACUCACCUUUAUGGCCUCUGCUUCAGCUCUUGCCUCCAAGAUUGUGUCCUUUUGCAUUCCUGUUCUGAUUUCUUUUGAUGAUGAACAGUGUUGUGGAAGUAUAAGCUGAUUAACCCUUUCUUCCCCAAGUUAAUUCAGUCAUGGUGUUUCAUGGUAGCAAU
Messenger RNA from Microtus oregoni (creeping vole), 1763 nucleotides. RefSeq names its product protein LEG1 homolog. The transcript has 6 exons. Bases 3 to 1067 code for a protein of 354 amino acids. NCBI's taxonomy places the organism in Eukaryota, Metazoa, Chordata, Mammalia, Rodentia, Cricetidae. The record is from RefSeq and is a predicted model, not a curated record.